GAUGACGCACGGCGCCCGGUGCGUGGGGAUUCCCGCGGCCGUGGCCACUACCCGGCCUGCCCCGCGGCAAGAUGGCGGCGUGAAGGCAGCGGGCAGCGGCAGAAAACUUAGAUCAGCCUUUCCAGGGUUCCUAUAGCAUCUGCCCCAAUUUCAGCUGAAGACUCAGGGGCCCCAGGGACUGGAAGAAAUCAACAGUACCUGCUUGUAAAAAAGAGGUAACGACCUGCCCGAGCUCAACCCCAGAGCGAGAGCUGUUGGCUAGAGGAAGUGGAGGGGCCACGGGAUGCGGAGAGCCGACGGCUAACUGUGGGACAGCGGAACAGAGCUGCCGACAGUCACUAGAUGUCCAGAGGCCUCUUGCCCACAUCUCUGAGCCUCCUCCCUGGCUUCCCCACAGCAGCUUGAGGAGCCCUCCACUCUCAGAAUGACCAGUGCGGCGCCUGCUAGGAAACCAUACCGUAAGGCCCCACCUGAGCACCGGGAGUUGCGGCUGGAGGUUCCAGGAUCCCGGCUGGAGCAGGAGGAACCCCUGACUGAUGCGGAGAGGAUGAAGCUCUUGCAGCAGGAGAAUGAGGAGCUCCGUCGGCGCCUGGCAUCGGCCACCAGGCGCACCGAGGCCCUGGAGCGUGAGCUGGAGAUCGGGCAGGACUGCUUGGAGCUGGAGCUGGGCCAGAGCCGCGAGGAGCUGGACAAGUUUAAGGACAAGUUCCGCAGGCUUCAGAACAGCUACACGGCCUCUCAGAGGACCAACCAGGAGCUGGAGGACAAGCUGCACACGCUGAUCAAGAAGGCUGAGAUGGAUAGGAAGACGCUGGACUGGGAGAUCGUGGAGCUGACCAAUAAGCUGCUGGACGCCAAGAACACCAUCAACAAGCUGGAGGAACUCAACGAGCGGUACCGGCUGGACUGUAACCUGGCUGUGCAGCUCCUCAAGUGCAACAAGUCCCACUUCCGCAACCACAAGUUCGCCGAUCUGCCCUGUGAGCUACAGGACAUGGUCCGGAAACACCUGCACACUGGUCAAGAAGCUGCCGGCCCGGGCCCCGCCCCUAGCCUGGCCCCGGGGGCUGUGGUACCCACGUCGGUCAUUGCCCGAGUGUUAGAGAAGCCAGAGUCUCUGCUGCUCAAUUCGGCGCAGUCGGGCAGUGCUGGGCGCCCCUUGGCUGAGGAUGUCUUUGUGCACGUGGACAUGAGUGGGGGUGGCCCGGGUGACCCAGCCAGUCCCCCGGCCCCUGGCAGCCCCCCCCCGCAACCCAAUGGAGAAUGCCGCUCUCUGGGCACUGCUGGGGCCUCCCCAGAGGAGGAGGUGCCCCUGCCAGCCUUCGAGAAGCUGAGCCCCUACCCCACCCCAUCUCCACCACACCCGCUGUAUCCUGGCCGCAAGGUAAUAGAGUUCUCUGAGGAUAAGGUGCGAAUCCCCCGCAACAGCCCUCUGCCCAACUGCACUUAUGCUACCCGCCAGGCCAUUUCCUUGAGCCUGGUGGAGGAGGGCGGGGAGCGGGCCCGCCCCAGCCCAGUACCCAGCAGCCCCGCCUCGGCCCAGGCCUCGCCCCACCACGAGCCCAGCCCCCUCCCCCCAGCCCGCAGCGCCCCAGCCAGCUCUGCCAGCUCGGAGGAGGACCUGCUCGCCAGCUGGCAGCGGGCAUUUGUGGACCGCACCCCACCCCCAGCUGCUGUGGCCCAGCGCACAGCCUUUGGACGUGAUGCACUCCCUGACCUGCAGCGCCAUUUUGCUCUGAGCCCCACUGACAGAGAUGAGGUUCUGGCGCCUUCUUCCCCACCUGGUGAGAGUGGGCUCUUGCUGCCCAUGGAAGCUGACUUUGGCCCUCCCAGGGAGGAAGAGGAAGAGCUGAACCUGCCCAUCAGCCCUGAGGAAGAACGCCAGAGUCUGCUGCCCAGUGACAGUGGCACAGAGGAGGGGCCCGUCACUUCCCACACUGAGGGCAGGGCCUGGGCCCUCCCCAGCUCCAGCCGCCCCCAGCGCAGCCCCAAGAGGAUGGGGGUGCACCACCUGCACCGCAAGGACAGCCUGACCCAGGCCCAGGAGCAGGGCAACCUGCUCAACUAGGGCCUCCGCCUGCCUUCCUGCCCCCGCUGCCCUGGGACCG
Molecule: messenger RNA, 2108 nt
Organism: Odobenus rosmarus divergens (Pacific walrus)
Lineage: Eukaryota; Metazoa; Chordata; Mammalia; Carnivora; Odobenidae
Gene: TJAP1
Product: tight junction associated protein 1 (peripheral)
Exons: 10
Coding region: 425-2068 (547 amino acids)
Biological process (GO): Golgi organization
Cellular component (GO): trans-Golgi network
Source: RefSeq, a predicted model, not a curated record